Messenger RNA from Postia placenta MAD-698-R-SB12, 4248 nucleotides. RefSeq lists its product as hypothetical. Gene Ontology annotation, biological process: double-strand break repair via homologous recombination. The record is from RefSeq and is a predicted model, not a curated record. Gene Ontology annotation, molecular function: damaged DNA binding; single-stranded DNA binding. Lineage: Eukaryota; Fungi; Basidiomycota; Agaricomycetes; Polyporales; Adustoporiaceae. The transcript is spliced from 28 exons. Bases 1 to 4248 code for a protein of 1415 amino acids. Gene Ontology annotation, cellular component: Smc5-Smc6 complex; site of double-strand break; nucleus.
AUGCCAAAACGCAGGGCUGUUUCCAUAGUCAGCGACAACGAGGACGUGUCUCGUGAGAGCUCUUCUGUACCCAAGCGCGCACGAACAGAUGAAGAUAGCGAGCAAAAUGUCGAAGUAAAUGCACGCCAAUCUACCAAGCGCGAAAGGAGCAAAGGCAAGGCGCGUCGACGCGACGAAGAGGAAGCCGAGGAAGAAGAUGAAGAUGAUGACGAUAACGUCGGGCAGACGGCUCCGGAUGAGGACGAGGAGAAGCAAUUCGAAGAAGAGAACGAGGAAGUCAUCCGCGAGAGGCUCAUGUCGAAGGGUAAGACCCAGGGGGGUAUUGCAGAAAUGGGUAUCAUUGAAUCAAUAGAGAUGCAUCAAUUCAUGUGCCACAAGUACUUGACAUUCACAUUUGGGCCUCAGAUCAAUUUCAUUAUCGGCCAUAAUGGGAGUGGUAAGAGUGCCGUCUUGUCAGCACUCACUGUCGCAUUGGGUGGCAAGGCGACUUCAACCGGGCGUGGAAAUGGUCUGAAAUCCUUCAUCCGCGAGGGACAAGCUGUCUCCGAGGUCACCGUCGUCCUGAAGAACCAAGGCGAGGAAGCGUACCGGCAGAACGAGUAUGGUAAAAGCAUCGUCAUUACCCGUCGCUUCACCAAGGAAGGCGCUUCUUCGUACAAAAUUCGGAGCAAGGAUGGCAGGGUCAUCUCGACGAAGAGGGAGGAGCUGUCCGCUAUAUGCGAUCACAUGAACAUCCAAGUAGACAACCCGAUGAACAUUCUCACUCAGGAUGCUGCAAGACAGUUCUUGAGUGCUUCGCAGCCCGCGGAUAAAUAUAAGUUUUUCCUCAAAGGUACCCAGUUGAGUCAAUUGAGUGAGGAAUAUCAAACUUGCCUGGAGAACAUUGGACAGACGCAAAAGGUCCUCACACGCAAGUCUGAAGCCAUUCCCGAGCUUGAGGAAGCUCUUGAGGAGGCCACCAGUCGCUUUCAGGAAGCGCACAAAGCACGCGAGCAGCGUCACAAGGCUGACGAGCUCAAGAAGGAGCUUGCAUGGGCGCACGUCGCUGCAAAGGAGAAGGAAAUGCGCGCAAAGAUGGAGGAGGUCGAGGCCUACGAGGCUGAUCUCAACGGAAUGGGGGAGAUUGAGCACCUUCGAGGCGAAAAAUCGCGCUUGCAAGACCUAAUAAAAGCCAACAAGUCCGAGAUUCAAAAGAAGAAGAACGAAGAGAAGUCGAUGAACGACAGCUUGACCAAGCUGCGUAAGCAGAUCGCCGACUUCGAGGAGAGGAUCGCGGCCGAAAAGGCGCGUAUCGAGGGUCUCACCAAGGGCAAGCGCGAUGAGACGAACCGCAAGCUGGAGAAGGCCCAGUUAGACUAUGCCAAGGCCGAAAGUGAACUCGAGGCCCUGCGCGCUGAGAAAGCGCGGGAACUCACGCUGAUGCAGGAGAUCGAGCAGCAAGGUAGGGCCGCGGAGGCGGAACGUAAUAAAGCCAAGGAGCGCGUCGUGCAGACGCAGGAGCAGCUUACGCGGUGCAACGCUCGCGAGAAGAACAAGCUCGCACCAUUCGGGAACAAUAUGGACCAGGUGCUUAAAGAGAUCGAGCGGAUGAACUGGUUUGGUAAUCGGCCAGUGGGGCCGUUUGGCCUGUACGUCAACGUGAGGGACGCAGAGCGGUGGGCACCGUUGAUGCGUGUGCAGCUUGGCGGCAUGAUGAGUGGAUUCGCGGUGUCCGACGCGCGGGACCGCAUGGCGCUUGACGCGCUGUUGAAGCGCUACGGCAACCAGAACAUCAAUAUCGUCAUCGCCGAGGUCGAUCUGUUUGACUACAGCCGAGGAGAGCCGCCUGAGGGAAUACCUACCGUCCUACGAACUCUCGAUGUGUCCGAUGAAUACGUUCUGCGUCUCUUGAUCAAUGCAAUGCAUAUUGAAGGCACCUUGAUCGCACCGACACGUAGAGAGGCCGAUGAGCUCCUACAGAGAGUAGGGAGGGGCCUUGCUUGGUCCGGGGAUCUCUACACUGUCCGCCGUUACCCGGAGGGAGGUGGUUCAUCCAAUCCCUUGCAGCCCCUUAGGCAGGGUGACCCUCGUCAGCAACUCUUUACGGGUGGUGACAUUGCUGGUGAGAAGAGGCGCUGGGAGCAGGAAGUUGCAGCCGCCGAACGCGAGCUCGUCGACUGGUCAGAGAAGAUUAACGGUCUACGUGCGCAAUACCAGCAACUCAAGCAAGAAGUUCAGGCCCUUUCCAGCCGAGAAAGCCGUCUCGAUAGACAAGUUAAGGAACUCAAGGCACUCCGUGAUACUUUGGUCCUUGAAUCCAACGAGGAUACCCCGAGCUCGGUACAGUUGCUUGAGCAAGCGAAAGCGGACCUAGAAGCAGACAAAGACGCUACUAUUGCUCAGUUCAAGGUGCUUGAACAGCGGAUAGCGGAAUUAAACGCACUUCAGCGACCGCUCGUUGAGAAGUCCGAGAAGAUCAGGAAACAGAUUCAAGACUUUGAGGGAGAGCGCAGCAGGAUCACUAAACAAAUAGAGGACGCGGUCUCGGUCCGCUUGCUCGCUCAACGGAGUAAGCAAUACUAUCUCGAGAAGCUACAAAAUGAGGAGAACGCUGUCAAGAUUGCCCAAGAAGCCGCGGACAACCUGCAGACGGAAUUUGAGUCAUGGACGGAGAAGGCUGAGCAGUAUUGUGAGCGCUUCCCGAACCCGCGCGAUGCGGACGAAGUACAGCGCAACCUAGAGGCUGUGCAAACGGCCCUGAAAGAGAGAGAAAAGAGACAUGGUGCAUCUGUGGAAGAGAUGACAAUUGAAGUCAACAAGAAGAAGGCUGCACUAGAGACCGCUAAGAAAGAGCUCAAGAACAUGUUAGCGUUGAACAGGGCCCUGAAGAAGUCUGUCAAAGUUCGCUUGACUAAAUGGCACGACUUCCGUCGGCACAUUGCUCUCCGAUGCAAGGUCUAUUUUUCCUACCACCUUUCGAACCGUGGGUACUACGGAAAGGUCAUAUUCAACCACGUCUCAGGGACGUUGCAGCUCAAGGCUGGUCACUAUUGUUUCAAUGACGUUAUAAACAGCCGCGAGAAGGACCCUCGUUCAUUGAGCGGUGGCGAGAAAUCUUUCUCCACCAUCUGUCUUCUGCUGUCCCUGUGGGAAUCCAUUGGAUGUCCAAUCAGAUGUCUAGACGAGUUCGAUGUCUUCAUGGACGCCGUGAAUCGCCGUAUUAGUAUGAAGAUGAUGAUCGACACGGCAAAUGCGUCUGACCGAAAGCAGUAUGUUCUCAUUACUCCUCAGGACAUGACGAACAUCAAUGUCGGCAACACUGUACGUGUACACCGGAUGUCCGAUCCCGAGCGCGGGCAGGCAAUAUUCCGCAAGUUGAAGCCUUAUGCAGCCGCGAAUAAUCUGCGCCUUGUGCUCCUGAACAAGCGGGCAAGCGCGAUCAAGGCGCGCGGGUUCGAGUUCGCCGCGUUCAUGCGCUGGUUCAUCGAGACCGAGGAUAUCCCGCCGUUUUCCGAGAUCCCGGGCACAAAUGAUACGGUUUCCCUGCUUGCGCACGCCCACGAGCUGCCGGACGAGACUAACACGUUGCUCAACUCCUACUUCCGCAGCUUCGUUGUCUUUGACUGUUCGCAAACCGGCCUUGGUUUCCCACCUCUCCCGGGCUUGUACAGCCCUCUCCGCGAUCCGAAAGCUGUGAAUGAAGAAACGAAAGAGUUUCCGACAUGGGGCGCUAUCUAUUUCACGCAAGUUAUUACCCGGCCCGAUGAGGAUGCAGACUCUCCGGGCUUCGACGAGAUGCUCCCCACGCGCAAACCCGUGCACGAGAUGGAAGGGGCCGAUCCGCGUUUCAUGCCUACUACUCUGCGCAUGACGCCAGAGGAACGUGCGGAAGUGACCGACGUUGAGGCGGUGUGGCGCUCACAGAAGCUGAUACUCGGCAUGGACGUUUCGGUCUUCCGAGAGAAUGUUCUGCAAGCCUUUUUCGAGUGCCCUGCGGAUGAUAAUACCGGUGGAGAGAUGCUCGUCUGGCCACGAGUGAAAGUACACUCCGUGUGGUGCGACUUGUCGCCAGGAGACGAUGUGUAUGGCGGUGAUAUGCUAAAGCAGAUAGCGCGCGAGUACCGUGAAAAGGGCAGGGGGCGCAGUGUCGAGGUGCAUAGGUUGCAGGAGGCGAAUCAUUUUGUGCAUUGGGACGAGCCUGAGCGAACUACAAAGUUCUUGGCGACAAUUAUGCAGAAUGAACAUCUACAAGUGAACAACAUGACCUGA